Messenger RNA from Marchantia polymorpha subsp. ruderalis, 1604 nucleotides. The record is from the annotation of a GenBank genome assembly. Lineage: Eukaryota; Viridiplantae; Streptophyta; Marchantiopsida; Marchantiales; Marchantiaceae.
GCGGUGUCUGGAACGAAGCGAGCCUUCCAUGGCCAGUACGACUACAACUACGGGACUUUCUUCGCCUCUCCACCUCUGAGGGUGCGCAUUGCACCUUCAAACUCCCUCCAUGCCCCUAGAGCACGGCACGGCCCCGCUGAGCGAAUUCCGCAGGCCCUCCUCCGGCACGGAUGACAUUCUCGUCGCCUGACCAAAUCACCAACCGUCCGCUGAAUCGCUCGCAAGCUUAGGGAGCCGAGAGAGAAGGUGCGAGCGGCGGGGUGAGAGGGAGCAAGUGCUGCCGGUGCAUGUGGGCCACUCGGGAGAGCGAGUGUGAGGUGAACCGGACGGUAGUCGUGGAGUAGAUUGUAGAUUGUAGAUAGAUUGGCCGGGACGAGAUUUGGACGAGAUGGCUUUGAUUAGGUCAAGGGGAGGAGCGGCAGGGGUUCUGGUUGGGGUGCUGCUCCUCGUGAGCGUUGCAAGCACGAGUGCAAUGAUGGUGGAUUUGGCUGCUGUCCUAUCUGGUCAAGGCGGCUUCAGUGAAAUCAUCAAGGUUGCUCAGAAUGCCAACAGAACGCAGUGGCCCUCGGCCUUCACCUUCUUUGCGCCCAGUAACGGGGCUGUCAAAAAAUACAGCUGCUUGAAAGAACCAGGACAGUCUUCAAUCGCGGGCAGGGUUCUACAGUAUCAUAUGCUGACAGCAGCAUACGCUGAUGCGGCCAUCGUCACCAGGACCAGCAAGGCGCCGUGGUUGGCAUACACUGCACUCGCAGGCCAAAGGCUCAACAUCACUAAUAAGAAUGGCAAAAUCACUAUUGUCGGUAAUGGCAUCACCGCCAAACUCAACAAGCAAGAUGUUGUGAGCAAGAGCACUCAGUCUGUCCAGGGAAUCGACAAGAUGUUCAUUCCAACCACCAUCCAGAAUGUAUGUGGCAUAAAAGCCGGCUCAACCAGCAGCACAACUGUAAACGCAAGGAGGAGCAGACUCUUGGAAGUUGCGGCGCUAAUGGUGGGCUUAGCCUCAGUAGGGUACUUCUACUGGCCGUGGUAGUCCAGAGGUUGGCAGAGCUGUGCUAACCAUGCAAACAUCAACCAGAUGAUGAAUUCAGACUUGGAGGAUGUCUUGAUGACCUAUCAUUUUGAGUUCACAAAUUUGGCAGAGCAUGCAUAGCUAGUAGCCACGAUAGCUUCAAGCUCUCGGCAAGGAAAACUUUGAGGAGCCGAGGGGCGUUUAUCUGGGUGGAGAAUUGUUGGUGCAGACUGGAAUACUUUUUGAGACCAGAGAAGAGAUUCGACACAAGCUUUAAUUCUGCCAGUCAUUCUGCACUUUGGUGCUGCUCCAUAGGAAGGGAAGGAAUCGAACAAUUAGAGUCCGUCGAAUGUAGUCAAGUGGAGUUUUGGUGAAAUGCCAUUAGGGCCAUGUUCGGAAAAUACACCAUGGUUUCUGAUUCAUGUACAAUAGGGCCAACGUGUGUGUAUAAGGAGCACGUAUAUGGACUUAUUCAGUCUCAGGACUAUAUCGUCAAGAGUCGAGAAUGUUUUUGCCGCGCAAAUGUCCACUCGAAUCGUUGCAGACUUUUGUUUUCAAUUUAUUGGGAAAUAAAAUUACCUAGUUUUGUCUCCCC